AUGUGGCACAUGCGGCGACCUUUUCUCUCCACGCACCAAGCAUUGUUGCGAACCAGCAACGCCGCCGGCGACGACGACGGCGGCGGCGCCAGCGGCAGUGAGCCCGGCGCCUCUGGAGAUGGCGGUGGCGGCGGCAGCGAACCCGGCGAAGACUCCGAGCAACUCGAGGAGUACAAGUUUGAUCCCGCCGACAGCCGCUACCCGCCGGGCCGCGAAGGGCGUCGGCUCCUCUGGGGCGCCUCGAAGGAAGGACCGCUGCGCCACGGGCUCGAGCGCGGCCGCACACGAAGGGAGACCCGGGAGCUGCAAGGCCCCGAGGAGCUGCCGGGUCCAGACGCCGAGCCAGACGCCGAGCAAGCGCUGCUGGCGGAGAUCAUCGUGGACUACGUUUCCAACUCGCUGGUGCGGGAGCGGUACGACGAGGAGCAGGUCAACAUCGAGUACCGGCGUGAGAUGCAUGAGCUGCCGUACGGCACCGAGCUGCAGGAGGAGGCGUUCGGUGCAGAGGCAGGGGACGACGGGUCAUCGCAACCUCUUCAUGACCCGCAGCUAAGUAUCCCCUCGCGCUUCGGCCAAAAGCCAAGUGAUGUAGAGUGCGUGCCCUUGACGUCCAAGCAUGUCCUUAACUCCAAGUACAAGGUGCUGUGGGAAGCAGACAUGACAAAGGAGCUCGACGGCCACAAGAAGACGGGGACGUUCUCCGAGAUUAGCGGUCUGCCCGAAGGGCGUAAGGCCAUCAGUGCGAAGUGGAUUUUCUCGCACAAGACCAAUGAGAAGGGGCUGAUUGUCGACUUCAAAGCACGUAUGGUUGCGCGUGGUUUUUCUCAGAUUCCCGGUGUGGAUUUUCACCACUCAUCAUCCGCAUGCCCUUCCGCGGUGUCCAUCAAAACUAUGGUGGCCGUAUCCACCGAGAAUGGUAGGAGGCCUGUCCACUGGGACAUCAAGCAGGCGUACACACACGCCAAGCUGAAGGAAGAAAUCUACCUGAGGCUUCCAGACGGUUGUGGUGUUUGGACUGGCAAGGCGGUGAAAGUCGAGCGUGCUCUGUAUGGACUUAAGCAGAGUGGGCGCGAGUGGGGUGCAGGGUGGACUCCUGCAUUUUCCGCAAGGUGGUUGACGGAGAAGUCGUCGGUCUCAUCGUGA
Molecule: messenger RNA, 1143 nt
Organism: Ectocarpus sp. CCAP 1310/34
Lineage: Eukaryota; Phaeophyceae; Ectocarpales; Ectocarpaceae
Source: the annotation of a GenBank genome assembly